GUUAGUUAAGUCUCCCUUUCAAGUCAUUCGAGGGCUACUUGAUAUUCGAUUUACCCGAAUUAAUCUUCAGAAACCGCUACCUGUACACCACUUUCCUGAUUUAGUGGAGUCAUACAUAUCAGAACUCAUAUUCAUACGCGUAUACAUAAGUUCGGUUCUGCAACUCGUCCGCCCCUUUUCCUCCACCACUUUACUGAUAAGAUACGACCAGCAACAUGUGGAACUAUUUUUUUGGGGGAAACCCUCUGCAGAAGAAGGAGUUGCCAAAGAAGGCUAUAGUAGAAUUGCGUGAGCAUAUUCAAAUGUUGAAUAAGAAACGGUCUCAUUUGGAGCAACAAAUCAAUGAUCAAGACUCCUUGGCCAGGAAAUAUAUUUCUACCAAUAAGACAUUGGCCAAGAAUGCAUUAAAGAGGAAGAAAGGCUAUGAAACCAACUUGAUGAAGAUCGAAAAUCAGAUCGAUACGUUGGAAACUCAGUUGACGGCCAUCGAAGGUGCCAAUUUGAAUUUGGAGACCAUGAAGGCCAUGAAGCAAGGUGCUACUGCCAUGAAACAAAUACACGGAGAAUAUGACAUUGACAAGGUUGAGACUACCAUGGAUGAUAUCAGAGAACAAGUUGAGUUGGCGGACGAAAUAUCCGAAGCCAUUUCCAGACCCGUUGGCAAUGAUUAUGUUGAUGAAGACGAAUUAGAUGAAGAAUUGGCCAUGUUACAACAAGAACAAGAACAAGAGAAACAAGCUGUUAAGCCUCAAGCUCAAAAGCAAGCUCCUGUUCGUGAAGAAACGCUUCCAGAUUUCCCAACUGUGAACAAGACAAAGCCUCAGGUCGAAGAAGAAGAUGAGGAUGAAGAAGCUUUGAAAGCUUUGCAGGCAGAAAUGGGAUUAUAGACUGGCCACGAAUAUCUAUACUUCUGAUGUUAUUUAAUGUGUUUAUAUACUUUUUUUUCUCAUCCUUAAUAUACUGACAAAGUUAAGCGGUUCUUUUGUAGAAACUGGUUCAACUGGGAGUCAGUAUUCUCUUAGAGAUGAAAGGAUAGAAUAGUACGAAUGGCAUCUAUGAGUCAAAAAGGUAUAUCAACUUGAACAUCCACAAACUCACAACCGUUCAUGCCUAAAUCAUAGCACCUGGCCUAUUCUCUCGAAAUACUCACCUCCACACGCAAGCUCAUCUCUGUAACUACAUAGCUUUUGGACAAACAAUUCCAACCUGAUCUUUUGUAGUAAAGAGCUUUAUCCAUCUAGAGAUCUGGAUGUAUGGGUGUGGCUUUAACACCCUAAAUAAAUUUAUUAAAGUUAAACGGACAAUC
Yamadazyma tenuis ATCC 10573 is the source of this 1306-nucleotide messenger RNA. RefSeq names its product ESCRT-III subunit protein (gene SNF7). The record is from RefSeq and is a predicted model, not a curated record. Lineage: Eukaryota; Fungi; Ascomycota; Pichiomycetes; Serinales; Debaryomycetaceae. Gene Ontology annotation, biological process: vesicle budding from membrane; late endosome to vacuole transport via multivesicular body sorting pathway. Gene Ontology annotation, cellular component: ESCRT III complex; cytoplasmic side of plasma membrane; multivesicular body.